This is a messenger RNA of Osmerus eperlanus (European smelt), 5036 nucleotides long. RefSeq names its product lysine (K)-specific demethylase 4B (gene kdm4b). NCBI's taxonomy places the organism in Eukaryota, Metazoa, Chordata, Actinopteri, Osmeriformes, Osmeridae. The transcript is spliced from 22 exons. Gene Ontology annotation, biological process: regulation of gene expression; chromatin remodeling. The record is from RefSeq and is a predicted model, not a curated record. Gene Ontology annotation, cellular component: nucleus; chromatin. The coding region runs from base 174 to 3695 and encodes 1173 amino acids. Gene Ontology annotation, molecular function: histone H3K9 demethylase activity.
CAUACCCCAAUGCCGUGUAGUAGGCGUGAGGCUGAUGUCUGCUUGCAACCUAGCUUUCAAGCUAGCCUAGCUAGUGAAGAUAAUCGAUAGAUUGGAUUUCAUAAAACGAGACAAAUAGAAAGGGGAACAUUAAGAAAGAGACAUAGUUUACUGCAGGAGUUUUACCUGUCAUCAUGUCGCUGGACACUCCAGUGACAACCGAAACAACCUUGGACACGGCCACAGAUACGCACAAGUUGACAGCCAUAACCACGGAAACACAGAUGGAGAUGUCUCCAGCUGCUGGCCCCGAAUCACCCAGGGCCCCUGCAGCUCCUACCCUAUCCCCAGAAGCACCCAUCGCCCCAGACCCAGACCCUGCUCUAGACCAACCCCGGGUUUUAGACCCAGCCCCAGAGCCGGCCCCUAACCCGGCUCCAGAGCCAGAGCCGGCCCCAGCGGUGGCCCAGAACCCAAGUUGUAAAAUCAUGACUUUCAGGCCCACCAUGGAGGAGUUUCAGGACUUUGCCAAGUAUAUCGCCUACAUCGAGACUCAAGGAGCACACCGGGCCGGUCUGGCAAAGGUGAUUCCUCCCAAAGAGUGGAAGCCGCGGCGAUCCUACGACACCAUCGAGGACAUGGUGAUCCCUGCUCCCAUCACCCAGGUGGUGACGGGCCAGUCAGGCCUCUUCACCCAGUACAACAUCCAGAAGAAGUCCAUGACGGUGGGGGAGUAUCGCAAACUGGCCAACAGCAAAAAGUACUGUACUCCCCGGCACAAGGACUUUGAUGACCUGGAGAGAAAGUACUGGAAGAACCUGACUUUCGUGUCGCCCAUCUACGGCGCUGACAUCAGUGGGUCGCUCUACGACUCGGAAAUCACGGAGUGGAACAUCGGCCACCUCAACACGCUACUGGACAUGGUGGAGCAGGAGUGUGGCAUCGUUAUCGAGGGCGUCAACACGCCCUACCUGUACUUCGGCAUGUGGAAGACCACCUUCGCCUGGCACACGGAGGACAUGGACCUCUACAGCAUCAACUACCUGCACUUCGGACAGCCCAAGUCCUGGUAUGCCAUCCCACCGGAGCAUGGAAAGAGGCUGGAGAGACUGGCACAAGGGUUCUUCCCAGGCAGCUCGCAAGGAUGUGACGCUUUCCUCCGCCACAAGAUGACCCUCAUCUCUCCCUCCAUCCUGAAGAAGUACAGCAUUCCCUUCGACAGGAUCACUCAGGAAGAGGGGGAGUUCAUGAUCACCUUCCCCUACGGCUACCACGCUGGCUUCAACCACGGCUUCAACUGUGCAGAGUCCACCAACUUUGCCACGCUGCGCUGGGUGGACUACGGCAAGCUAGCCUCGCAGUGUACGUGUCGUAAGGACAUGGUGAAGAUCUCCAUGGACGUGUUUGUGCGGAGCCUGCAGCCGGAGCGCUACGAGCUGUGGAAGAGCGGCAAGGACGGCACCCAGCUGGACCACCAGAGGCCCACCACCCUGGACAGCCCCCAGCUGCAGCUCUGGAGGGAGAACCGGGUCACCCGCAAGGAGAUGCUCCUGCGCAGGGCCCAGCAGAGGAGGAAGCAGCUGCGGCGCCUGCGCCCGGAGGAGGUGAAGGCCCUGGAGGAGGCGGGCGUGGAGCUGGACCUGGCCGACUACCAGCGGCAGGUGGAGGAGAGGGAGGAGCAGCGGCGGCAGCAGCGGCAGGAGCGGCUGGACCGCGAGGCCCUGCUCACCCUGGAGGCCAUGGAGAGGGAGGAGCAGGAGGCCGCCGCCGCCGCGCUGGCCGAGCAGGAGCGCACGCCGUCGACUGACCCCGAGAGCUGGACGGAGAACGGCAAGAAGAAGAAAAAGAAGAAGAAAGCGGCUCUGAACGACCCCGUGGCAAACUUCCAGGCCGCCUUUGAGCAGUUUGCCGCCAGCUCGGGUCCGGAAGUCCACGGCGCCACAGAGAACAAGCCGGAAGGAAAGAGUCAGUCGUACUCCAAGAUGAAGACCACGGUGGAGGUGAAGAAGAGCAGGAGGCACCCCCUGAUGAAGCCGCCCCUGCGCUCGCCCCCCUCCAUCGUCAAGCAGGACCCCUCCAGCAGCGAAGAGGUGUUCUCCCCCUGGCCACUGGAUGGCGACGUGAAGAAGGCCGGACACCUGUGGCAGAACCGGCAGCCCAACUUCCAGGCGGAGAAGGCCUUCAACGGCGCCGUGGCGACCCUGGAACCCCACUGUGCCAUCUGCACCCUGUUCUGCCCCUACACGCAGUUCCAGAAGGAGCCCCCCCAGGGGAGCGAGCCCCCCUACCAGACACUCCGCGGCAGCCGCACGCGCCCCCUGGUCCCCGAGAUGUGCUUCAGCGCCGGGCCCGACAACACGGAGCCCCUGCCCUCCCCCUCCCUGGUCGGGGAGGACGGAACCAGCCCCCUCCUGACCUGCUGCUGCUGCGACCUGCAGGUCCAUGCCAGCUGUUAUGGUGUUAAGUCCGAGUCGGUAGACCAGAGCUGGAAGUGCUCCAGGUGCUUAGCAGGCGCUCGGACCGCGGAAUGCUGUCUUUGCAGUCUAAGGGGAGGAGCUCUGAAGAUGACGACAGACAGCAGGUGGGUGCACGUGAUCUGUGCCAUCGCCGUGGCCGAGGCCCGCUUCCUGGACCCCAUCGCCAAGGAGCCGGUGGACGUCAGUUCCAUCCCAGACACCAGGAAGAGCCUGAGAUGCGUGUACUGCCACAAGUUCAGCAAGCAGCAGCCUCGCGGCGCCUGCAUCCAGUGCUCCUACGAGAACUGCUCCACCUCCUUCCACGUCACCUGCGCCCACAUCGCCGGCGUGCUCAUGAGGCCGGCCGAUUGGCCCUACGUGGUGUCCGUCACCUGCCACAAGCACAGGAUGACCUAUCCGAGGAUGCGGCAGAAGGAACUGGGGAUCGGUGACAAAGUGGUGGGUCGCUACAAGGACCGCUGCUACUACCCCUGCACCAUCAUCGGCACGGCAACGACCACCUGCUACGAGAUAAACUUUGACGAUGGCUCGUACUGCGACAACUUCUUCCCCGAGAACGUAGUGAGUCACGACUGUCUCCAGAACGGUCCCCCAGAGGAGGGGGAGGUCACCGUGGUCCACACCGCCGACGGCCAGGUGCUCAACGCCUCCUUCGUCAGGGAGCACGUCCACAAACACUACCAGGUCGAGUUCCAGGACCACACCCAGAUGUUAAUGAAGCACAGCGAGAUUCACUCUCUGGACCAGGAACUGCCCAAGAGGGUCCGGGCGCGUCUGGCCAUGCCAGUCAACGAAUCCGAAGAUGAAGCGCAAGCUGCCAAGAAGCUUUGCCUGCCCUCUGAACCCCCCUCAGCACCCCCUCAGACCCCAAUGGACACAACGGAGCACCUUCCCUGCCCCCCAGCCGCAGGCCUCCCAUUGGCCCAGCCAGCACCAGCACACCACAGUAUUAACUCCCCCGUCCCAGUCUCUCAGCUGACUACCUGUCCCACCCCCCGGGGCGACUCCUCCACCGUACCCGAGUCUGCCCGUGCGCCCAGCUAUGACCCCUCUAUCCUUGACGCCACCUUGACCCAGGACCCCGUCCUGGUGGCCUUCUCCCAGCCCCUGCCGCUAACCAGCGGCUACACGCCAAGCAGCGGCUACGUGUCGUACAUGGAGACGCUGCUCAACUCCCACUUCCCCUCUCAGGAUCCACCUUUAGCCCGUCCGGACGAGGGCCAAGGGCCAGUGUAUUAAAAGAGACCAGAUGUUGAGCAUGGGCUAUGCCAACAUUGGCCAUGGCAUCCGAGGCUACGCUCACGGAGGCCAAGCUAACAGCGGAUAUGCUAACGGCUGCCGUGCUAACGAACACAACGCCAGUUGAUACAGUGCGUCCUUUACACAGUCUGGUGCUUAGUGCUUCGAGGAAUUAAAAGGAAGGUUAGUGGAGGGGGGGGGGGGAAACACACUUUUGUUGCUGUUGCAUGUCCUCUUUUCUUGUUCUUUUUCCCGUCCUUGUCACUUAGCCUGCUCUGAAACAGCAGCAGCAGCACCUAGUGAGAAGAGAAGACUGUUCUCCACUCCUGUGUGGCUCCUCCAUUGUGCCAGACUGUGUAAACUUUAGAGACUUGAACAACCACCAACGCCAUACCUCUCUGCAUCAUUAAUAAUGAAACACUUUGCAUAGGUUUUAUAGGAAGUAGUCUAAUUCUAAUCCCAUGGCCACGGGGGCAUGUGAAGUCCUAGUUCCGAAGCCUGUUCAGUUAUUCAAUAACUUUACCAGCAACAAAUCUAUUUUUGAAGCAAGGCAAACAUGGGUCGCAAACUGAUGGAAUAAGAAAAUGUAGUUGUUGGCAUAUAUUUGUGUCCAGUUUCAGUGUGUGGUAUUUCAUUUGGGAGGAGAGGAGAACCGAUAAUGGUGUAUGGGUAUUUAAAUGUCUAAUGUCACAUUGAUAUAAUAUUUGUACAAAGGAAAAGCAUAUGUUGAAUGCCUGUUAAUCUUGUCUGCAGAAACAUUGGAUUUUGUGAAGAUGUCUUGCAGUAGUUCUGGAAUGUGACCUUGUAUCAAUGACGUACACCAAACUGGUCAUUUUCAGCUCUUGUUUUCCAAAACCAGACUUUUCUGGUUUAUUUUGUAGCGUUCUUCCUAAAAAAACAAAAAUACAUUUUGAUGUUAUAUACUAUUCAAUUUGCUGUUUUUAUCACUGUAUUCUUUCUAAACUUAUUUUGUUAAUAUAUGAAACGACUUCACUGAGUAAGAAAUAAGUUUCAUUAUAAAAUUGACAAUUAUUUUUGCAAGUUUUAGAGAUUGAAUUUAUACUCUGGUAAGCAUACCAAUCAACUUAAAAUGUUUUCAAAAUGGUGUGUCGCGAUCUUACAAAGUGCUACAGGGAUUUAGGACUACUGACAAAGUGUAGAACUCAUUGUGCUGCAUUGUACAUAAUUACAUUUCAUCUGUAUGCAAAUCAAAUGUCUGUCAUACUAGCCAUGUUUAUUUUUUUUGUCAUUGCGACAGUACGUCGACAAGUCCACGUUCCAAUGUUCAAAUCCACCACGAAAGGGUCUAUUUCAUAGAAAUAAAUACUGGGUUGCAAGGGA